Nycticebus coucang (slow loris) is the source of this 3370-nucleotide messenger RNA. RefSeq names its product essential meiotic structure-specific endonuclease 1 (gene EME1). The transcript has 9 exons. Gene Ontology annotation, biological process: replication fork processing; double-strand break repair; resolution of meiotic recombination intermediates. Gene Ontology annotation, molecular function: nuclease activity; DNA binding. NCBI's taxonomy places the organism in Eukaryota, Metazoa, Chordata, Mammalia, Primates, Lorisidae. Gene Ontology annotation, cellular component: nucleus; Holliday junction resolvase complex. The coding region runs from base 72 to 1799 and encodes 575 amino acids. The record is from RefSeq and is a predicted model, not a curated record.
CCGGGGUCCUGCACGGCAGUUGAAAGAAUGGCGCGAGAAAUCGGAGGGAAUUACUUUAAUAUCAUGUAUUGAUGGCACUAAAGAAAUCAUCACUCUCACUGGAUUACAGUGAGAGUGACUCUGAGGAGUUGCCAACAUUUGCCUUUCUCAAGAGGGAACCAUCUUCAACAAACAGAAGGCAGCCUGAGAGGGAGGAGAAGAUUGUGGUUGACACCUCAGAUUCUGAGGCCUCCUAUCCUCCAUCACUAGGUUUGAAAGAUUCACUGCCUAUCCUGAGCACAGCUGAAACUGUCACACACACAGAGCCAGGCACAGUACUAAGCCGUGAAAGUAAGGAUGAAGUGGUAUAUAUUCCCCUGGCUGAGAGGCUUACAUAUAAGUUUUUGACCCACAAGCAGCUGAGCCCAGAAGACUCUAGCUACUUAGUUAAAAGUGUUUUGGGUCAUCAAAAUAAUGAAGAAGCAUCAAGUGACUGGAAAAAGGAUUCCUUUCCAAAGGUCCCUGAUAUUCCCCUCCAUCAUACCCCAGAGAGUAGCACAUCAGAUAACAAGGACCCUAUCAUAGAUAAACCGUGCCAUCACCUUCCAAUCUACCAGUCUACCUGUCCUGUCCAGAGCAACAGCUUGAUAGUAGCCAAAACAAAUUCUGACACCCUCCCAUCUCAGAAGAAAACCAAGCAUCGUCAGAAGGUCCAGGGAAGAGGUUCGCAGAGAUGCUGGCAGCAGGAACAAGCAAGCCAGAAGCAAAGCACCCUGAGAAGAGAAAGAAAGAAGGCAUCACUGGUUAACAGACUGAAAUCCCAGAGACCAGAGGAAUGCUUAAAAUACAUCACUGUGGUGCUGGAUCCAGUGCUUUUACAGAUGGAAGGUGGGGGCCAGCUCCUCGGAGCUUUGCAGUCCAUGGGGUGCUGCUGUGUGAUUGAGGCACAGGUCGUGCCUUGCAGUAUCACUUGGAGGAGAAGGACUGGGCCACCUGAGGACGGAGAGGACCCGGUGGAGGAGCAAAUGGUCCUGGUGUUGCUUCCAGCAGAGGUGUUUGUAUCCAUGAUCUACAACUUGAAACAGGGAAAUCUGAGCAACACUGAAAAGGGGAAGGAAACACUUCUGGGCUUUGUAACUGAUGUCACAGCAAAGACAGCAGGGAAAGCUCUGUCACUGGUGAUUGUGGAUCUGGAAAAAUGCUUCAGUCCUCAGAAUCCCCCAAAGAGAAAGAAACAGGGAGUAGCAAAUAAACAGGCCAAAGAGAAGCAGCAGCUGCGACAACCAAAGGCCAACAUGGGGUCCAUGGUGUCCAGGGUCGACAUGGAAGAGGCACUGGUGGAUCUGCAGCUACACACAGAAGCCCAGGUUAAAAUUGUACACAGCUGGAAAGAACUAGCCGACUUUGCAUGCUCAUUCACCAAGGCUGUGGCUGAGGCACCCUUCAAGAAGCUCCGAGAUGAAACUAGCUUCUCCUUCUGUGUAGAGAGUGACUGGGCUGGAGGGGUAAAGGUGGACCGUUCUGGCAGGGGACUCGCACUGGUCUGGAGAAGACAGAUUCAGCAGCUGAACCGAGUCAGCUUGGAGAUGGCCAGUGCCAUUGUGGAUAUCUACCCUUCCCCGCAACUCCUGGUUCAGGCUUAUCAGCAGUGUCUUUCAGAGCAAGAAUGCCAGAAUUUACUUGCAAACAUAAAAGUGCGCCGUGGGGAAGGUGUGACAUCUACCUCCCGCCGUGUUGGACCAGAACUGUCCAGACGUAUCUACCUUCAAAUGACCAGUAUACAACCAGAUCUCUGUUUAGACAGUGGUGAUGGAUGUUAGCACUCAGGGACAAGGCUGAAAAGCUGGAGAUUUCCACCUUCCCACCCUCAGAGCCAGGCUGCAGUGAGGGAGACUGGCAAUACCUACCGGAGCACAAGUCUGGUUGAGACCAUAAUUCUUUCCUGGGUUUCAUUGCUUGUCAGUUUCCCUCCCUGUCAGCUCUGGCAGAAGACAGAGAUAGCUGCAGCAUCCAAUGUGCCUCUCCUAGCAAAAAAUCAGUUGCCAUGGACAAACAACCUUAGCCCUGUCCCAGCCGGCCCUCAGAAUGCAAAGGAACAAAGACAGACCACUCAGACAUGUAUUUAAUAAUUGUAGAAAUCCAAAAGAAUCAGCAUCAAAUCUCGAAGUCAUGAGUGAACUAUCGCCUGUGGGUUGGCGUUGUGACUAGGCUCAGCCACUGAGAUGCCUCAACCAGCCAAGGAGCAGAAUAUGAUUAUGCUGACUCCUAUAUUGUCUUAAUCUCAAUGUAUGUAUUAUGUAUAGAGUUUCAGUAAAGCAUUUGUAUCAAUGGUUUGGGAGCUUGAAGACUAAAGGAAUGUGUAGUGAUUCUGAGUAAAAUAUGGAUGCAGCAGAACUAUCCUUUGGGGAGAAGAUUAACAAGUCCUUUCUUCCAGUAUCAGGACAGUCAUGACUGGCAGUCCUAUCAAAGUGGGUCACUACAGCUAAAAGGCAGGACCCUGCCCUCUGUUUCUGAACUAUGACAAGUUCUUAGUCCUUCCUGGGAAAGGCAAGGAGCUUGCUAUUGGGAGUAUUCAGUGAAUGAGCACCUUGAUACAGUCACAUCUGAUCCCUUCAUCCAGCUGUUGGUAAAGAUAAGGAAAAGCAAGAAAAUGCUUAAUCUAGCAGACAGGAGAAUGGCCAGUGCUGCCCACUAGCUGAUGCACCACUUUUCAGCUCCGUGAUGCUAAACAUCUCCGUUCAUUCCUUUCAGUUAUAGCUUGGAAUCAAAUAAUUCUGAACCUUAGUAUCUAUGAAGCUGGUAUUUCAAAAUCUUCAAAAGCAGGAUGCCUCUGAGGUGUUUAGUCACGUCAAGUACUAACAGAGCUGUUAGGCAAUGUAGCUUUGCAGAGAUCCACCUCCCUGCUUACUGGCCAUCAGGGAUUAAUGCUCUAAAAUUGAGGGAAGUUGCCUGGAUUGCUGCCAUUUAAGGGAGCCACAGAACUUACAGCAGGACUCCAUGGGAGCUGCCUUAUACCCUGAUGGCAUGAGAUUUCUGUGUCACAAAUCUGUCUACCAUGAAAGAUUCUAUACAUUCAAUUCUGGUGUGAGUUCUGUUCCCUCAGAACAUUAUAAAGGUGGCAUAACGAGGAAAGAAACAAUUUCAGAGUAGAAAUCUAGUUCUGCCUGAAACUAGCUGGGAGACUGUAGGCAAGUCAUGGAAAGUCUCCAUUUUUCUGUGUGCAAAUGUUACACUGGACUGGAUAGUCAUGAAGUCCCUUUCACAGCCAGGUUUUGUCCCUAAAUUGCUGAAAUCGCUGAAGUCCUUCAGAAAAUAGUUAUACCUUCCCCCCAAUUCAGGCUGGAUAUGCUGAGUGUGGUGUCCCCCUAGUCCCCAGUAACAUUUCCUCCUG